This is a messenger RNA of Daldinia caldariorum, 2224 nucleotides long. RefSeq names its product 2-oxoacid dehydrogenase acyltransferase. Gene Ontology annotation, molecular function: dihydrolipoyllysine-residue succinyltransferase activity. Gene Ontology annotation, biological process: tricarboxylic acid cycle. Bases 630 to 1907 code for a protein of 425 amino acids. Gene Ontology annotation, cellular component: oxoglutarate dehydrogenase complex. The record is from RefSeq and is a predicted model, not a curated record. Lineage: Eukaryota; Fungi; Ascomycota; Sordariomycetes; Xylariales; Hypoxylaceae. The transcript is spliced from 2 exons.
GUUUUUUACAUGUGCGAAUUAUGAGGUAAGUACCUCAAUUACGCCACAGUACAUACAUGUACCUUUUCUGCCGCUUUUUGUCCCUUCCAGCAGGGGGGUUAGCAGCUCAGCAGGUUGUUUUUAGCAAGUACCUACAUGACCUACAUGUAGGUAGCCAGGUAGCAGUUAGAUGUCCAGACUCCACAGAAAUACCUAUAUGUUAGCUGUGUAAUGGGUGAGUACCUAUUGAACCUAACAUUUCCGAUGCGCAAAAUAACCUAGGUCCUGGCAAGUGCUCCGUACAAUUCCAUGAUUUGAGGGAACCGCGACGGAAAAAAAGGACCACAGCUUUGCCGGAAACAUGGGAGCAGCGGAUCGUGUCUGAAAUUUUUUGGGACCUUCUCCUAAAUUCAAAACCGAGAGAUAGCGAUUAAAUAACACACCUUAUUGAAUUCUUGUCAUUGCAGGCUUCGGCAGCUGAUAAAGAAAUAAAAAUAAAAAUAAAAACUUAGCUAUUCCUACUUCCCACUUCCCACUGGGUGUCCCAGUCCUUACUUUCUAAUUUAACCUCUUCCUUGUCACCUCCGUAUCUACCAAACAUCUCCCGGCUACACCCGUCCUCCCGCUCGAGCUGUAACCCACCGUUCAAGAUGAUGUCGAGACGGCUUCAAACCGCCGCGCGUGUCCUGCGCCGGCCGAUGCAGCAGCAACCUUUACGAGGAACUAUUCCUCUGCCGCUACUCAUGACGCAAGUUCGCACCUACGCCCAAACCAUCGUUAAAGUCCCACAGAUGGCAGAAUCAAUUACCGAGGGUACAUUAAAACAAUGGAACAAGAAAGUCGGUGACUACGUCGAGCAGGACGAAGAGAUUGCUACCAUUGAAACCGACAAGAUUGAUGUCGCCGUCAACGCCCCCGAAUCUGGAGUUUUAAAAGAACUGCUUGCCAAUGAAGAAGAUACUGUGACCGUCGACCAGGAGAUCGCAAAGAUCGAGGCCGGCGCAGCGCCCGAGGGUGGUGCAAAGUCUGAGGAGCCGCCGAAGAAGGAGGCGGCCACAACUGAGUCACGCCCGGCGCCUUCGGAGGGAGAGAGCAAGCCUGAGCCAAAGUCGGAACAAUCUAAGCCACAGCCGCCCGCGGCAACACCUAAGGAGCCCGCACCGAAACAGCCUCAACCAGCAAAGGACACUUCGGCCAGCGUUGGACCCGUCCUGGGAAGCCGGGAGGAGCGCCGUGUCAAGAUGAACCGCAUGCGACUUCGUAUUGCUGAGCGCCUAAAGCAAUCACAGAACACUGCUGCAUCUCUGACGACUUUCAACGAAGUUGACAUGUCGUCACUGAUGGAGUUCCGCAAGCUCUACAAGGAAGAGGUGCUCAAGAAGACUGGUGUGAAACUUGGUUUCAUGAGCGCAUUCUCUCGUGCGAGUGUUCUGGCGAUGCGGGAUAUCCCUGCUGUCAACGCCUCUAUCGAGGGAGAGAACGGUGGCGACACUAUUGUAUACCGCGAUUACGUCGACAUCAGCGUGGCUGUUGCCACUGAGAAGGGUCUGGUCACUCCGGUUGUCCGUAACGCCGAAUCUAUGGAUAUGGUUGGUAUCGAGAAGGCUAUUGCGGAUAUGGGUAGAAAGGCGCGGGAUGGUAAGCUUACGAUUGAGGACAUGGCUGGCGGUACAUUCACCAUCAGCAACGGAGGUGUGUUUGGCUCUCUCAUGGGCACCCCCAUUAUCAACCUGCCACAGAGUGCUGUGCUAGGCCUUCACGCCAUCAAGGACAGGGCCGUUGCAGUAAAUGGGAAGGUUGAGGUCCGACCCAUGAUGUACCUCGCCCUGACUUACGACCACCGUUUGCUAGACGGCAGGGAAGCUGUCCAGUUCUUGGUUAAGGUCAAGGAAUAUAUCGAGGAUCCCCGCAAGAUGCUCUUGGGCUAAUUUCGAUGGAUGCGUGGAGAGGUUUAUCAAUUUAUUACUGUAAACAGGUUACAUCAUCGGUAGAGUGUAUAGUAUAGCGGUCAUCCUGUCGGUAUGCUCGUGGAGGUACCUUCGAAUAAAUAUCUUUGAAUAGGCAACGUUGUAAAUUACACGCCCUUGCUCGGUUGUUGAUGCUGAAUGUGGAUCUCCUGCUAGCUAGCUACUCAACUUGUCUUUGUAGAUGAAUAGAUAGAUGGAUAAGCUGCGUGACUUGAUAAUAAUAUAAAUAGGUGGUGGAAGGGUUAAUAGGCCUCGCAAUUUCAAAUUUGUCUUUUAUA